CUGCUCUCGCCAGGACACCGCCUUUUGGACUGGGGCUGAAUUCUGCCCUUUGAAGCUCUGCUCCUUGGAGCUGGGGGCCCCAGAGGUAGGCGGAGUUGAUUGGAGACCUGCCACCCACAUUCCGACCCCAAGCGACCUCCAAAAGGGCGGGGUCUCAGGCUGGGUUAUUUAGCUGGUCCACCCUUCUUCCCCACCAGAAGGAGCGAAACGUCUUUGAGCAAGAUGGGUCUCUACCGCAUCCGCUUGUCCACGGGGGCCUCGCUCCAUGCGGGUUCCAAGAACCAGGUGCAGCUGUGGCUGGUCGGCCAGCACGGGGAGGCGGCGCUCGGGAAGCGACUGUGGCCCGCACGGGGCAAGGAGACAGAAGUCAAGGUGGAAGUACCGGAGUACCUGGGGCCGCUGCUGUUUGUGAAGCUGCGCAAACGGCACCUCCUUCAGGACGACGCCUGGUUCUGCAACUGGAUCUCCGUGCAGGGCCCCGGAGACGGGGACGAGGUCCGGUUCCCUUGUUACCGCUGGGUGGAGGGCGACGGCGUCCUGAGCCUGCCCGAAGGCACCGGGGCGAGAAGAGGAUCUCACAAAAAGUCACUGGCCAAGCCCUCCCCUGUCCUUCUAGGCCGCACUGUGGGCGAAGACCCUCAGGGCCUGUUCCAGAAACACCGGGAAGAGGAGCUGGAAGAGAGAAGGAAGCUGUACCGGUGGGGAAACUGGAAGGAUGGGUUAAUUCUGAAUGUGGCUGGGACGAAACUAAGUGACCUCCCUGUGGAUGAGCGAUUUCUGGAAGACAAGAGAGUUGACUUUGAGGCUUCACUGGCCAAGGGGCUGGCGGACCUUGCUAUCAAAGACUCUUUAAAUGUUCUGACUCGCUGGAAGGAUCUGGAUGACUUCAAACGGAUUUUCUGGUGUGGCCAGAGCAAGCUGGCAGAGCGCGUGCGGGACUCCUGGAAGGAAGAUGCCUUAUUUGGGUACCAGUUUCUUAAUGGCGCCAACCCCAUGUUGCUGAGGCGCUCCGCUCACCUUCCUGCCCGCCUCGUGUUCCCUCCAGGCAUGGAGGAACUGCAGGCCCAGCUGGAGAAGGAGCUGGAGGGAGGCACACUGUUUGAAGCUGACUUCUCCCUGCUGGAUGGGAUCAAGGCCAACGUCAUUCUCUGUAGCCAGCAGUACCUGGCUGCCCCUCUGGUCAUGCUGAAACUGCAGCCUGAUGGGAAACUCUUGCCCAUGGUCAUCCAGCUCCAACUACCCAGCGCAGGAUCCCCGCCACCUCCACUUUUCUUGCCCACGGAUCCUCCAAUGGUCUGGCUUCUGGCCAAAUGCUGGGUGCGCAGCUCUGACUUCCAGCUCCAUGAGCUGCAGUCUCAUCUUCUGAGGGGACACUUGAUGGCUGAGGUCAUUGCUGUGGCCACCAUGAGGUGCCUGCCGUCCAUACAUCCUAUCUUCAAGCUUAUCAUUCCUCACCUGCGAUACACCCUGGAAAUUAACGUCCGGGCCAGGACUGGGCUGGUCUCUGACAUGGGAGUUUUUGACCAGGUGGUGAGCACUGGUGGGGGAGGCCACGUGGAGCUGCUCAGGCGAGCUGGAGGCUUUCUAACCUAUAGCUCCUUCUGUCCCCCUGAUGACUUGGCUGACCGGGGGCUCCUAGGAGUGAAGUCUUCCUUCUAUGCCCAGGAUGCACUGCGGCUCUGGGAAAUCAUCUCUCGGUAUGUGGAAGGAAUCGUGAGUCUCCACUAUAAGACAGACGUGGCUGUGAAAGAUGACCCAGAGCUGCAGACCUGGUGUCGAGAGAUCACUGAAAUCGGGCUGCAAGGGGGCCAGGACCGAGGGUUUCCUGUCUCUUUACAGUCUCGGGAUCAGGUUUGCCACUUUGUCACCAUGUGUAUCUUCACCUGCACCGGCCAACACUCCUCUGUGCACCUGGGCCAGCUGGACUGGUACACUUGGGUCCCUAACGCACCCUGCACGAUGCGGCUGCCCCCGCCGACCACCAAGGAUGCAACGCUGGAGACAGUGAUGGCAACGCUGCCCAACUUCCACCAGGCUUCUCUGCAGAUGUCCAUCACUUGGCAGCUGGGCAGACGCCAGCCCAUUAUGGUGGCUGUGGGCCAGCAUGAGGAGGAGUAUUUUUCGGGCCCUGAGCCUAAGGCUGUGCUGAAGAAGUUCAGGGAGGAGCUGGCUGCCCUGGAUAAGGAAAUCGAGAACCGGAAUGCAAAGCUGGACAUGCCGUACGAGUACCUGCGGCCCAGCCUGGUGGAAAACAGUGUGGCCAUCUGAGCGUCGCCAGCCUUUGGUUACUUCAGCCCCCCUCACCCAAGCCACAAGCUGACCCCUUGGUGGCUACAGUCCUGCCCUCCCAAGCCCCACACUCUUCCCAUGUCCCACCCUCCCUCAAGGGCCACCUUUUCAUGGUCUCUGCACCCAGUGAACACAUUUUACUCUAGAGGCAUCACCUGGGGCCUUACUCCUUUUUCCUUCCUCCCUCCUUUCCUAUCUUCCUUCUUCCCUCUCUUCCUCGUUCUUCAUUCAGAUCUAUAGGGUAAAUAGGCACAAUUAUAUAAACCAUUUCAAGGCUAGAAUAAGGGGAUAAUACGUAUUACUCCAUACCUUUUAUGAAUCAAAUAUGAUUUUGUUGUUGUUAAGACAGAGUCUCACUUUGACACCCAAGCUGGAGUGCAGUGGCGCCAUCACCAUGGCUCACUGCAGCCUCAGCCUCCUGGGCUCAAAUGAUCCUCCCUCCUCAGCCUCCCGAGUGGCUGGAACUACAGGCUCAUGCCAUCAUGCCCAGAUAAUAUUUUUUUAAUUUUUUAUAGAGAUGGGUCCUCACCCUAUUUCCUAAGCUGGAAAUAGGAUUUUGAACACAAAUUGAGUUUAACAAUAACAAAAAGUUAUUUUACACUAAAGAUGGAAAAGAACUAGGACUAAAGUAUUUUAAAUAAAAUAUUGGCAAAAGAA
Messenger RNA from Macaca mulatta (Rhesus monkey), 2946 nucleotides. Lineage: Eukaryota; Metazoa; Chordata; Mammalia; Primates; Cercopithecidae. The record is from RefSeq and is a predicted model, not a curated record.